UUACAAGGAAAUGAUGCAGCUAAUAGUUUUAGUGUUUAUGGUAAAGAAGUUGAUAUAUUUACAAGUUCUAACCAGUCUUCUGCUGGUAGUAAUAAGGUUAAAAUCACACCAGUAGUUAAUUUCGAUUGGGAUCCUAAAUAUUAUAUUGGUAACUUAGUCGCUGUACAUAGAGACAAUGUAUUUAUGGCUUAUGUUCUUAAAGGUAUGUGUAAAACUGGUGGAAAUGUUCGAAUUAUUAAUCGUAAAACUGCAGUAAGAUGGUUAAUAAAAUGUACAAGUGGAAGAAUUGUUGAUAUAGCAUUUGCUCAUUCAGAUGCUGUUAUUUUAGCCUCUGUAGAUGAAAUUGGAAACUUAUUGGUUCAUGAAAUGCAAGAGAUAGAAGGACAGACUGUAAAUACACUGAUAUUGAAUAUACAGAGACCAGAUAAUACUGUAGCUUGUGAAUAUCACCGUAUUAUAUGGUGUCCUUAUAUACCUGAUGAUACAGAUGAUACUAUCUCAGAAAAUAUUGACUCUUCAAAAGUUUUAGUCUUGACACACAGUGAAAGGGCUGAAAUCUGGAAUAUAGAUAUGAUAAUUAGAGAACAUGGUAGUGGUCCUAUUGAUCCUAGAAAUAUAGAUCUUGGUAUGAUAUCUAUAGAUAGUCAUGAUCAGCCAAUUAUUGAUGCUGCCUUUUCUCCUGAUGGUUCAGCUCUAGCUACUGCUAGUUUAAAUGGUGAAGUAAAAUUUUUCCAGGUGUACCUUUAUGAGGGUACUUCACCCAGAUGUUUACACCAAUGGAAACCACAUGAUGGCAAACCUCUGUCUUGUUUACAUUUCUUAGAUGAUCAUAAGAAUUUCAAUAUGGAGUGA
This is a messenger RNA of Lottia gigantea (owl limpet), 852 nucleotides long. RefSeq lists its product as hypothetical. Gene Ontology annotation, cellular component: P-body. Gene Ontology annotation, molecular function: protein binding. The transcript has 7 exons. The annotation marks the transcript as partial. Lineage: Eukaryota; Metazoa; Mollusca; Gastropoda; Lottiidae. The record is from RefSeq and is a predicted model, not a curated record. Gene Ontology annotation, biological process: deadenylation-independent decapping of nuclear-transcribed mRNA.